Molecule: messenger RNA, 1512 nt
Organism: Meloidogyne enterolobii
Lineage: Eukaryota; Metazoa; Nematoda; Chromadorea; Rhabditida; Meloidogynidae
Source: the annotation of a GenBank genome assembly
AUGGCUACAAUUUCUUCCUCUUCUCCAUUUGGAAAAGUUCCUCAUUUAUUCGAAACAUCAGAAUUACCCAAUCAUUUUGAAUUAAACAAAACAACAAACAGAAUUUUUGAUUCUUCUGAUUGUUUAACUAAUCGACGUUUUGGAAUUUCUAACGAUUUUUAUAAAAAUUCGAGAAUUCUUCCAAAUACCGAAAAACUUCGUUAUAUCGAUGAAGAAUUUAUUGAAAGUGAACAAAUUGGUGUUAAACACGACAAUAAAGAUAUUUUUAAUGUUGCUGCUUUUAAUAAAAGUUUUGCUACAGAAAAAACAUUUGAACAAUUAAAAAGAAAUGAAGAAGAAGAAAAACAACAAAAACAUCAAACAAAGCUACAAACACAACAAUUAGAGAAACAUAAAACAUUUGAACAAAACAUUAAUGUUUAUAAAAACAUUUAUUCAUCAGAAUUAAUUAAUUCUGAAAUAUCAGAAAAUAAAGAAAAAAUUAGAGAAAGAGAAUUGUUAGAGAAAAUAACUUUUGUUAAUGAAAUUAAAGCUGAGAAUAAUAUUGAGGAUAAAAAAUCAGAAAAGAAAAAGAAGAAAAGGAGAAGCAGAAAAACUAAUUUAGGAGAUGAACUUUUUGAUUUUGAUGUUAAUAAUAAUAAUGAGUUGGGAAUCCAUACAACUUUAUUACUACGUCAACAACCAGCAUUACGAGUCAAAGCAAUAAUUGAGAAAUUACUUUACACUUCUGGACGAGAACAGAGAGGGGCUCUCUUUACUUUAAAGAGCCUUUUUCAGGAAGACAAGGACCUUGUACAUGCUUUUGUACAAAAUGGGGGCCUUGAAGCACUUGUUAAAUUGGGUCGUGGAAGUGAUCAAAACCAUCAAAAUCAUAUUUUAAGAGCUUUGGGCCAGUUAAUGCUUUAUGUUGAUGGAAUGAAUGGAGUAAUUGCUCAUAAUGAUACAAUUUGUUGGUUAUAUGAAUUGCUAGAUUCUCCUCUCUAUGACAAACAAAACUUUCGUUCACUGAGUACUCCACAUGUUUCUUGGGUGCGUGUUUUUAUGUUUUUGCUGUUAUUUUUUGUUUACCGACUUGUUGUCAAAACAGCGUUAAAAUUGCUUUUAGUUUUUGUUGAAUAUACAGAACCUAAUUCUCUUCUUUUUCUCGCGGCUAUUUCGAAAGUGGAGAGAGGAAAAAACCAGCCGGAUUGGUGUAGCCUUAUGCGAAUUUUGAAUGAUGUUCAGGCUAGCGAUCACGAAACUCUUGUUUUUGGAAUGACUGUAAUAAAUAAAACUUUACAUGGAGUUCCUGAUCAAGAUACAUAUUUUGAUGCAAUUGAAUCUCUCGAAAGCCAAGGAAUGAAUGAUUCUUUAGCUACCCUUUGCAAAUUAAACAACACUCAAUUAAGUCAACAAUGUGCUUUAUAUGAACAAGAAUUGAGAAGGGAAGAUGCCGCUAUUGAAAGCGAUACAUCUUCCUUAGGGGGAGGGGCUUCUAAUGGCGCGCAGAAUUCUGUGGCCAAAAUGAGGUGA